UAAGUGUUGAUUAUCUGUAUUUCAUAAGUAGAUUUAUCGAGUUUACUUGAAAGUUUUGUUUGUUAAAAGUGACUUUCAGUGUAUGUUCGGCAUUUACAGUCGUUUCAAACAAAUUAUCCGUGCUGUGUUGUGUAAAAACACAACUAAUUGAGUGUACGAUGGCCAGUUCUUUCAAAAAAUGUAUCUCGCUGUUAUCUCAGCAAUCCUUGUCCAUUCAGCGAAAUCGAACGUUGGCUACGGUCGCGAAAAAGUAUGUAUAUACCAAGCACUUUGCCGAUCAACCUAAACCAACCGAUUUAAGGCUUGUCGAGGAACAAUUGCCUCCUCUCAAAGAUGGUGAUAUCCUCGUUGAAGCCGAAUACCUCUCUGUGGACCCAUACAUGCGCGUCUACACACUCCGUCUGCCCUUGGGCAGUACAAUGAUCGGUGGUCAGGUGGCAAAGAUAUUGGAAUCGAAAAAUCCAGAUUACCCGGUUGGCAAGAGAAUCGUGGGCUACAUGGGCUGGAGGAGUCACACGGUGCUGAAUCCGAACUUACCACCACCCAAGGAACAGUUUUCGAUAGAGAAACCCUACCUUUUGCCGGAUAUUGGCGAACUGUCGCCUUCCCUAGGACUAGGAGUCUUGGGAAUGACGGGAAACACAGCGUACUUUGGUUUGAUGGACGUUUGCAAACCAAAAGCCGGUGAAACUUUGGUGAUCAGUGGAGCCGCCGGCGCGGUAGGCUCUCACGUUGGCCAAAUAGCCAAAAUUCACGGACUCAAGACCAUCGGGAUAGCAGGUUCGGAUAGCAAAUGCAAGUGGCUCGUCGACGAGUUGAGCUUCGACAAUGCUAUCAACUACAAAAAACAGAACGUCGCCGCAGCUUUGAAAGAAGCCGCGGCUGAUGGUAUAGACUGUUACUUCGAUAACGUCGGAGGCGACAUUUCCACCGCAGUGAUUUACCAGAUGCGGCACUUCGGUAGAGUAUCGAUUUGCGGGAGCAUUUGCUCGUACAAUGACGCGCAAUUGCCCAAAACGAGGAUUCUUCAGCCAGCCUUUGUGUUCAAGCAAUUGAGGAUGGAAGGUUUCGUUGUGUCGCGCUGGAACGAUCGCUGGUUCGAGGGUAUCGAGAGGAACAUGCAAUGGAUCCGCGAGGGAAAAUUAAAGUACAAGGAAACUGUGACCGAAGGAUUCGAGAACAUGUUCCGGGCCUUUCAUGGAAUGAUGAAGGGCGAGAAUUUUGGCAAAGCCGUUGUUAAAGUUUGAAGAGUUUUAUAAAAAGCUGUUGUACAUUUUUUUUAUUUUUUUUUUUUAAAGGGAAAAAGUUUUCCAAAGAAUCGACUGGAUCACAACGACGACGCUUAUGUGAUUGCAUAUUUUUGUACUCCCCUUAUGUUUUUUUUUUUUAAAAAGAAUAUAAAUGUUUUCUUACG
Messenger RNA from Copidosoma floridanum, 1414 nucleotides. RefSeq names its product prostaglandin reductase 1-like. The record is from RefSeq and is a predicted model, not a curated record. Gene Ontology annotation, molecular function: 2-alkenal reductase [NAD(P)H] activity; 15-oxoprostaglandin 13-reductase [NAD(P)+] activity. Gene Ontology annotation, cellular component: cytoplasm. Gene Ontology annotation, biological process: prostaglandin metabolic process. NCBI's taxonomy places the organism in Eukaryota, Metazoa, Arthropoda, Insecta, Hymenoptera, Encyrtidae.